CUUCGCCUUUAACGUACCACUCAGAUACAGAUUCUUCUCCAUUCCCAUUUCUGUCUUCGCUUUCACUCAUUGCUUCUCUCUCUCAACACACUUUCCCUCUUUUUCUUCCUCUCUCUCCCUAUGUGUUCUUCCCUCCCUGCUUCUCUCUUCACUUCUUCCUCGGCCUUUUGCUUCUCUUCUUGAUCGCCGUUCGCUUCAAUUCUCUGCUCUCAGUGAUAUAGUAUGCUUCAAGAAGCUUCAACAAAAGCCGAGGGAGAACUUGAAGUUAGCUUUGGUUAUAAAUGCAAUGAUAACAUAGAUGGAAUUGAGGUUUCCGACAAAUUCGAGAUCCAGCCUGGACUUCGAAGGAUCAGCAGUUUCUCUUGCUUAUCUGGGGCUGCUUUGAGUGCAAAUGCAACCUUAGCUAACACAAAUAUAUGCAAUGGGUUGAUAGGAGUAGAAAUACUUCCGACCUGGGACUCUCCUAACUCCUUCCGUAAGGUGCCCUCAUCACCUACUCUUUCAAGGUUGGAUAUAUUGUCAACGUCUCUGCAGAGUAGUCUGUCAAACUUAAGUUGCAGUCCAUCUACCCCAACAUCUGAAUAUGAUUCAUGCUUGUUAAAGUCCACGAGUGCUCCUUCCGGAAGUGAUGGUUUUCUUAAUGUUAAGGAAUUGCAAGUGGCAGGUGGAGCUGCUGGUGAGGACAGGGUCCAAGCUGUUUGUUCCGAAGAAAAUGGAUGGCUGUUUUGUGCAAUUUAUGAUGGUUUUAAUGGAAGAGAUGCAGCUGAUUUUCUUGCUGGGACAUUGUAUGAAACCAUCGUAUUUUAUUUUAGCCUACUAGAUUGGGGUGCCAAGAGUGAAACCUCGGAUAUUUUGGACAUGGAUAAUUCACAUCUUGAUGAUAGUAGCAUUACUCAGGGAAGUUUUUCUACUUUGAGAAACAAUAGUAAAAGUGCUUCAGGAAUCAACAAUAUAUCUGAGAAACGUUCACAUGCCAAAGCAGGAAUGGCAAACUAUCCUCUAAGGCAUGGGGUGCUAGAUAGCCUCCAGCGUGCUCUUAGUCAAACAGAGAAUGAUUUUCUGCACAUGGUUGAACAGGAAAUGGAGGAUCGUCCUGAUUUAGUUUCUGUUGGAUCUUGUGUUUUAGUUGUUCUUCUUCAUGGAAAGGAUUUAUAUACAUUAAAUUUGGGUGAUAGUAGAGCAGUACUGGCUACUCUUGAUGAAGGUGCAAUGAGAGGGAAUAGGGGACUGAAAGCUGUCCAGCUCACUCAGAGUCACACUGUGGAUAAUGCACUUGAAAGAGCGAAGUUACAAUAUGAUCAUCCUGAUGAUCCCACAAUCAUUGUUGGUGGGAAAGUCAAAGGAAAACUGAAGGUGACUCGUGCUUUUGGAGUUGGCUACUUGAAGACGAAAAAGUUUAAUGAUGCUUUGAUGGGUAUUCUUCGAGUUCGUAACCUAAUAAGCCCUCCCUAUAUUUCUACUCAACCGGCAUUGUCUGUCCAUAGGAUAUCAAAAUCAGAUUGCUUUGUAAUAGUUGGCAGUGAUGGUUUAUUUGACUUUUUUGGCAAUGACGAGGCAGUGAACCUUGUCCAUUCAUAUAUCUUGAGCAACCCAACUGGUGAUCCUGCAAAAUAUUUACUGGAGCAGCUCUUAUUGAAAGCUGCUGAUUGCGCAGGUUUUAGCAAGGAAGAAUUAAUUACCAUUCCAGCCGGAAGAAGAAGGAAAUAUCACGAUGAUGUAACUGUUAUUGUAAUCAUCCUUGGAACAAAUCAGCGCACCACAAGGGCAUCUACUAGCAUUGAUGGCUCCUAAAUUAAGUUUUACACGCAAACUGAUUGGUCCAAGACGCACUGAAGACUAGGAAAGAAAAUGUCCUUAGAAUGCAAAUAGUACCGCUUUCUUCUGAAUUGUUUGGGUCCUAGAUAAUGGAACAACUCUGGUAAUUACGUACUAUUUUGAUUUGUUCUGAUAAUAUGAGCUUGUUACCAUUUUCUUGUUUGACCCUUCGCUGAAUUUGCUUUAGAUAUGCUAAUAACAGACAGGGAUUUGGAUUUGAGUGGGGGCAUGUUAGAGUAAGAACCAAAAAUGCUUAAUGCUGUCCACAUUUUCUUAGUAUGGAUUUACAAAGUUUACAUGUAUGAAUUCAUUUGUUCUAAAUAGAAGAAAUAUCUCAGGCUGCAUAAUGUUAAACCAAUGAACUAUGGUGAUGAACUUGAAAUUGAAUAAUUUUAUAGAUUACUCCUAGUCAGAGUCAUUAGAAAGCUUCUGCAAAAAGUUUUCAUUUGACGGAGAACACAAUAACCCUAAAGUACUUUUCACCCAAAAAAUUAGAAGCACCC
This is a messenger RNA of Cucurbita moschata (crookneck pumpkin), 2318 nucleotides long. Its product is annotated as probable protein phosphatase 2C 40. Gene Ontology annotation, molecular function: protein serine/threonine phosphatase activity. Gene Ontology annotation, biological process: protein dephosphorylation. The coding region runs from base 223 to 1791 and encodes 522 amino acids. NCBI's taxonomy places the organism in Eukaryota, Viridiplantae, Streptophyta, Magnoliopsida, Cucurbitales, Cucurbitaceae. The record is from RefSeq and is a predicted model, not a curated record. The transcript has 5 exons.